AAAUAUUGUAGUUAUUCCACCAAGUACAAAAUUUAUUUAAAAUAUAUGUACGUUAAAAUGCAGGACAAUAGUAUAGAGAACAAUAUAUAAAAUAAUAAUAUUUGUGUAGAAAUACAAAUAGUUAUAUUUACAAAAAAAUUUUUGGAGCUGAACGUAAAAAUUGCUAAAAAUAACUGUACAAUAAAAUAAAAUUUCAAUGAAUGUACUUUUGUUUUGACACAUUUUAAUGAUUGUCUAUAAUAAUUUAUCAGUGUUAAACGUAAAGUGGAAGCAAGUAAAAUUAUUAAAAAUUUGGACCCGAUUAACGCAGGCGCACAAUGCUAGCAGCGAAUUUGCCAGUAUGCCAAUAUGCUGGAAUGUCCGGUCAAAGCAACAGUAGUAUUGCUAAUUCAAGUCUCAAUAACAACAAUAGUAAUACCAGCACAAAUUGCAGUAGCAAUAUAAUUUGUAACCAAAACAGUUCAAUUAAUAAUAACAAUAAUAACAUAACAUCUAUUGGUAACAGCAGCAGUAAUAAUCACAAUUCACUUGUUGCCUCUUCUUCAGUAAAUACAAAUAAUUCGCAAUCAAAUACAAACAUAAGCAACAUCAUUAAUAACAACAACAGCAGUAGCAGCAACAUCUUGAUAAACAAUAAUUGUAGCAGUGUUGGUGGCAAUAGUAACAUCAUUAUUGGUAAUAAUGGUGGCCUUGCUCUCGACCAUCAUAUUGGCGGCUUAGUAGGUGGAGGAACUUCUACUGCAGCGGCAAAAAACCAAUUAGAGCAAUUAAACACAAUGCGUGAAGCUCUAUUUUCUCAGGAUGGCUGGGGUUGCCAGCACGUUAAUCAGGAUACAAAUUGGGAAGUGCCAAGUUCACCAGAGCCCACAAAUAAAGACCCCUCGGGUCCCCCAAUGUGGAAACCAACUAUAAACAAUGGUACGGACUUAUGGGAAUCCAAUUUACGCAAUGGAGGACAGCCUACAACACAACCUGUACAGAAAACUCCCUGGGGCCAUACACCCUCUACAAAUUUGGGUGGCACUUGGGGUGAGGAUGAUGAUUGCACAGAUGCCAGUAAUGUUUGGACUGGUGGACCAACUGGUCCGUCUGCAGUCGGUGUUUCUGGUGUUACCCCUGGAUCUGGUGCUAGUGGACCAUCAAAUGGUCCGCAGUGGGGUCAAGGUGUAGGUGUGUCAGGAGCUGGUGUUCAAGCAGCAGUUGCUGCUCCCACAUCAAUUACAGGUGUCGCUCCUGGAGGUACUUCUAACGCAGGUGGUGUAAACUUGCCGGGAACUCCAGGAGCAGGAGGAGCAAGUGGAGCUGGAAACGGUUGGGGUGAUCCACGUGUUGGCGCCAUGGGCGGUGGUGGUGGCCCCUUAGAUAUGCGCUCUGUCGAUCCACGUGAUCCUAUGCGAGCUGCUUCAGCAGGCGAUCCCAGAGAAUUAAGAAUGCUGGAUCCACGUGAUCCAAUACGUGGUGAUCCUCGAGGAAUUUCUGGUCGUCUUAAUGGCACAUCAGAGAUGUGGGGUCAACAUCAUCCAAUUGCGCAGCACCAAAUGCCCGGUUUAAAUAAAAUGGGUGUCGGAGGACCUAAUGUUAGUGGAGUUGGAAAUGUUGGUGCUGCACCAGGAGCAGGCGGCUUAACAGGGCCUUCAUCUGUUGGUGGUUUAAAUGCAGCAGGUAAUGUAGUAGGUUCCCAAUGGGGAGCUCCGCCACAGUCUGUUGUAGGAGCACCGAAAGAUAUGGUAGGCUCAAUGGCACCAAAACCGCCAGUUAGCGGUUCUGGAUGGGAAGAACCAUCACCACCACCGCAAAGACGAAAUAUACCUAAUUAUGAUGACGGAACUUCGCUUUGGGGCCAACAAUCACGUGUACCUGGUGGAGUAGGUGGAGGUGGUGGAUCUCAUUGGAAAGAAAUUUCAGAUCCACUAAAUCCACGCAAUCAUUUAAUGCGUAGUGCAAUGGGCGGUCAAAAUUCUUCAAAUGUAUCUAACAUGGGUGGUGCUGGUGGUGGAUCUGCUGGAAAUUCAUCCUCUGGUGGAGCAGGGGUAGGCUCAACGGUGAAUCCAAAUAACCCAAUGGGUGUUGGGGCUGUUGGUCCCCCAGGCGCACGACUAGUUUCUGCCAUUAAUGGUCCCGGUGGUAUGGUCGGUGGACCUCAUAAACCUGACAACGGCAUGUGGCCUCAUCCUGCUGGUCCACCUAAUGUCCCUACAACUGGAGUUGGUGGUAGCCGAAAUGCUGGCGGCUGGGGAGAUGUAGAAAAUCACAAUGUUAUUAGUGGCGCUGCUUCUGUUAGUGGGAAUGGUGGGGGUAAUUGGGGUGACGAUAAGUCUAACCAAGCUGUCAGCAACAUGGGCCAAGCAGGAAAUUCAUGGAAUGAACCUCCCAGUGCCUCGGCUUGGAAUAAAUCCAAUCAAGCGAAAUUGGCAGGUGCUACGAAUAGCACAGGAUGGGGAACAGGCGUCUCUAAUGCAGCUUCUGGUGCUAAUGAUUCUAAUGAUUUAAAUCCUAAUGAUUGGACAACAGCUGCACACAAUACGAUAAUGAGUAAAGCUCAACAACAGCAAAAACUUGGGAGUGGUGCGACAGUUAAUCUUGGUGGUAUUAAUAGUGACCUAAUAAAGCAAAGCAAACAGUACCGAAUGUUAGUAGAGACAGGCUUUAAGAAAGAAGACGUUGAGCGAUCAUUAAUUGCUACAAAUAUGAAUUAUGACGAGGCCACUGAGAUGUUAAGGGCUAAUUUGACUGCUGUCAAUGCUGGUGUUGGUAUGGAUAAUUGGAGGCGUCAUGACGAUAAUUUGAGUUCCUAUGCUGAUCAUAAUGCCGCCGUUGCUGCUGCUGGUGGCUCAUUUCAUGGCCGUUACACUAUAGGAGGAACACAACCUGCUAUAUCAUUCCCUCCGAAUAACCUUCUAAAUUCAAUGGGCGGUGGAUCUGUCGGUGCUAGCGGCGGUAAUAAUCCACAACUGAAUGCCCUUAAUUCAAUGCAACCCUUGCAAGUGCAAAAGUACCUUAAUCAAGGCCCUCAUAACGUCGGUGCCGGUGGACCUCAAUCUGUUAAUGCUGCUGUUGCCUUUGGUCAAGGAUCUAAUGUUGCCGCUGUCAACGCUGCAGCUGUAAAUGCCGCCGCGGUUAAUGCUGCCGCCGUAUCAAACAGUACGAAUCAACCAUCAACCCAACAACUUCGUAUGUUGGUCCAACAAAUACAAUUAGCCGUACAGAGCGGUUAUUUGUCUAGCCAAAUAUUAAAUCAGCCAUUGGCUCCCACCACACUUUUACUCCUUAACCAAUUACUUAGCAAUAUUAAGCAUCUACAAGGGGCCCAGCAAUCAUUAGCACGUAAUGGUAAUAAUGGCAGUACGCUGCUAGCCAUUGCAAAAUAUAAGCAGCAAAUACAAAAUUUACAAAACCAAAUAAAUGCACAACAAGCAAUAUAUAUAAAACAGCAGCAAGCUUUACAACCAACUCCACAUCCGGCUGCUACGCAUAUCAAUAAUACUAAUAACGAAUAUUUAAGAAGCCACGAUGCCAUAUCAGCUUUGCAGGCAAAUUUCACAGAAAUGAACUUAAAUAAGUCUGGUGGCUAUCAAGGCACACCAAAUCAACAAUCUAGAUUAAAUCAAUGGAAGCUUCCAUUAGACAAAGAUAUCACUACGGAUAGCACAGAAUUUUCUCGUGCACCUGGCGCCACUAAACAAGGUGCUGCUUUAACCACAACAAAUGCGAGUAAUAUGGGACCUUUGGGUCUACAAGGUGAUGGAACAUGGUCAACCGGACGAAAUAUAAAUGACGGUUGGCCAGACCCCUCAAAUGAUAGUGAGAAUAAAGACUGGUCAGUUGGACAGCCUUCAACUGCAACUGCAUAUACCGAUUUGGUACAGGAGUUCGAGCCUGGAAAACCAUGGAAGGGUUCGCAGAUAAAAAGCAUUGAGGAUGAUCCAAGUAUAACUCCUGGAAGUGUAGCUAGAUCUCCGUUAUCAAUAAAUCCGACGCCAAAAGAUGCUGAUAUUUUUUCUAAUGCUGCUAACAAAAAUUCCCCGACUGAUUUACCGUCAUUAGGACUAACGUCAUCAUCUACGUGGAGCUUUAAUCCCUCAUCCAGCAAUCAAAAUUUUCCCAGUUGGUCGGAUAACACACAACAAGAAAUAUGGUCUUCAAUGAAUAAGACUUCACGCGGACCACCACCAGGUUUAGGCAGUAAUAAAUCUGGUGGAGGUGGCGUACCUAAUGUAACAAAUCCCGGUAAUGCCAAUGGUUGGCUAGGCGGUGGUCGAACUGGAGGCUGGUCGGGAACAAAUUCUAAUUGGACCUCAAAUUGGUUACUACUUAAAAAUUUAACCGCACAGAUUGAUAGCUCAACAUUACGUACCUUAUGUAUGCAGCACGGACCUUUGCUGAAUUUUCAUUUGUAUUUGAAUCAGGGCAUAGCUCUGUGUAAAUACUCCACAAGUGAAGAAGCAAGAAAAGCACAAAUGACCUUGAAUAGUUGCUUUUUGGGCAACACGACCAUUAUUGCUGAAUCACCCGGCGAGAAUGAAGUUCAUUCAAUAUUACAUCAUUUGCCUCAACAAAACACUAAUACUACUGCCACACAGCAACAACAACAAGCACAACAGGGUCAAGCCUCAAGCCAUAAUAACCCAUCCGCAGUAAAUAGUACAGGAGGAGUCGGUGGAGGUGGUGGAGGCAGCUCAAAUACAAAUGCCAACAAUGUCAAUAAUGUUAACAAUGCCUCAGGUUCACAAAAUCCCUCGACACCAGGUGGCAACAACGUUAAUGGGAUUAAUCAACAGUCUAACAAUCCCGCAAACAAUGUCUCUAGUAUUAAUUCAGCUAACAGUGGCAGCAACAACGCUAAUACCGGCCAAAACGGAAAUCAACCAUCCAAUCAUAAUUCUCAUCCAAAUACAAGUACACAAAAUACGUCAAAUGUUGCUACAAAUAACAGCAAUAAUGCAACAAAUAAUCCUUCAAAUGCUAAUAACACCACGGGGUGGCGUUCAACUGCCCAGCAACCCCAACAGACACAAAAUUCUCAAACACGACCCUCCGGUGGACGUGAUGACUUCGAAUUCAUUUCCAAAUAUGUGUGUUCGAUUGUGGAUGACUAGAUAAGGCUUACUAGUUUAAAACCAAUUCCCUCAAAUCCUCUUUCUACUAUCACACUUCCUCAAAUACCACUACUACUUCCUAGCUUACAACAACCAUAUAGAAGAUUUCUCAAGUAGUUUUAACUAUAUACAUAUUAUGAAACAAACAAUAAAUAAUGAAUUGUAUUAACAAUUAAAAAAAACAAAAGUUUAAUGUAUAUAUCAAAACGAAUUAAAAAACAAAAGAAAACCCAGCGACAUAAAAACGAAGACUGUUAAUUAUGACAUUUACAAAAUUUUAAAACUAUUGUUUAUUCAAAUUACAUAGAAAAAGUCAUGUAACUACAUACCUACAAUAUGUAUAUAAACUUUUAAAGGUUUAUAUGUAUAUAACGAGAUAUUUUUGUUUUGUUCAAAAUGUUGUUUGAACGUACUCGUAUAUUGGGAUAGUUAUAUUUAAUAUUUUUGUUAAUUUAAUUGAUGUUCUUUUUUGUUAUUAAAUGAUAGAAAGAACGCCAUAGCGUUUAAUGGCAUAUUAAAUUCACCUCCUACGCUAAGUGUCCUAAUGAAAUUAAUCAUUUUUAAAGUUAUGUAAGCUUAGGGAAGAAGGUAGUUGCUCAUUUAGAUCAAAUAAACCAAAUGCAAUUCUUAUUAGUAGUAUUAUCUCAUAAUGUAAUGUUAAUUAUGUUACAAAAAGUGUGGAUUAUUUUAUAUUUAAGCAUCAUAAAUUUAUUAAGUUCUUAAACAAAUUCUUUCUUAUUAUUAGUUACUCAAUACAGUUUUCCGCGGAAACAUUUAUUUCGAGGAAAUUACGAACCAUCCGUUUAUAAAGAGGUUGAUAAACAAUUUAGAUUUUCAUCACAUACAAAUCUGGUGGAUUGCUUUUUUGUAACCUUUCCUUAUUUAAUAGCCAUGUUUUGCAAAUUUUCGCAAUUUCAUAGUUGGAAAUGGAGGAGAAACAAUUACUUAGAAAAUGGAACAAAUGUAUGUAAUUAAAAAAUCUAUAUUUAAUAAUAAAAUAAAAAA
Molecule: messenger RNA, 6101 nt
Organism: Lucilia sericata (common green bottle fly)
Lineage: Eukaryota; Metazoa; Arthropoda; Insecta; Diptera; Calliphoridae
Gene: gw
Product: protein Gawky
Exons: 10
Coding region: 318-5096 (1592 amino acids)
Biological process (GO): positive regulation of nuclear-transcribed mRNA poly(A) tail shortening; miRNA-mediated gene silencing by inhibition of translation
Cellular component (GO): P-body; nucleoplasm
Molecular function (GO): protein binding; RNA binding
Source: RefSeq, a predicted model, not a curated record